CCUCUUGCCGUUAUCAAUGUUCAUAUAACUGCCGUCCAAAUCUGCUUUUCGCGCGCGACCGUCCUAUCCCUACAAAUUAACACCUCGUUAGAUGUGACAAGUUGAAAUUUGUAGGGAGAUUAAGUGAUUUUUGUGGUGGCUAAAAUCUUGAUACCACAAAAUUGGAAUGAAGUGUGAGUUGAAAGCGGGCAAAGUAUGGCAUCCGGCACUUUUCUUCGGAUAUUUAAAAGCAAUCAAAUUUGACCAAAUAAAAUCAUUUAAUAAAGUAGGAAUUUUGCACUAUAACAGAAAACAAGGAAUGUCAAAUCAGAAUGGAACCACGUCGUCAGAUCUGCGAGAGGCAUUCUUGGGAGUGUACUCCGUACUGAAAUCUGAGCUUUUGAAUGAUACUGCUUUUGAAUGGACUGAUGAUUCUCGUCAAUGGGUAGAACGGAUGUUGGACUACAACGUACGUGGAGGAAAGUUAAACCGUGGUCUGUCUGUCAUCGAUAGCUACAAGUUACUAAAAGAAGGCAAAGAGCUAACCAGAGAUGAAGUUUUUCUAGCUAGUGCACUCGGUUGGUGUAUUGAAUGGCUUCAGGCUUAUUUUCUUGUCCACGAUGAUAUUAUGGAUGGUUCUCAUACGAGACGUGGUCAACCAUGUUGGUUUCGAUUGCCCAAGGUUGGUCUAAUAGCUUUAAAUGAUGGAAUCAUACUUCGGAACCACAUUGCUAGAAUUCUCAAGAAGCACUUCAGAGAAAAGCCUUAUUACGUGGAUCUAAUAGAUUUGUUCAAUGAGGUCGAGUUCCAAACUGCUUCAGGACAGAUGAUUGAUUUGAUUACAACUCUUGAAGGAGAAAAAGAUCUAUCAAAAUACUCAUUGCAACUUCAUCGGCGAAUUGUUCAAUAUAAGACUGCCUACUACUCUUUUUACCUUCCGGUUGCCUGUGCAUUGCUUAUGGCUGGUGAGAACUUAGACUACCAUGUAGACGUGAAGAAUGUACUCAUUGACAUGGGAAUUUACUUUCAAGUACAAGAUGAUUACUUAGAUUGCUUCGGAGAUCCUGAAAAGAUCGGAAAGAUUGGAACGGAUAUUGAAGAUUUCAAGUGCUCAUGGCUCGUUGUAAAAGCCUUGGAACACUGCAAUGAAGAACAAAAGAAAAUUUUAUUCGAGCAUUAUGGAAAAGCAGAUGCUGCUGAUGUAGCGAAAGUCAAAGAACUUUAUAAUCAUAUUGAUCUUAAAGGCGUGUUUGCAGAUUAUGAAGACAAGAUUUAUGAGAGAUUAACUAGCUCCAUUGAAGCCCAUCCGAGUACAGCACUUCAGGCUGUGUUGAAGUCCUUCUUGGGGAAGAUAUACAAGAGGCAGAAGUAAGAGGUGUUUAGAAGAUAUCAAUGAAGCUAAAGAAUCCCAAUUCAUGUAUCGCUUUGUAUUUGUAUUCUUGUUGCUGGGGAAAAACAGUUGCCUGAAUUCUUGUUUGUAUUGAUUGUUAUUAUGUUUGUGGUUAUCAAUUUCAUUGGCAAGGAUAAUGUACCCCACUUCUGGCACCACUUUGAAUCUGAGUGAUAAGGUGUUUUAGCUUUC
Olea europaea var. sylvestris is the source of this 1561-nucleotide messenger RNA. Its product is annotated as farnesyl pyrophosphate synthase 1-like. Lineage: Eukaryota; Viridiplantae; Streptophyta; Magnoliopsida; Lamiales; Oleaceae. Gene Ontology annotation, molecular function: dimethylallyltranstransferase activity; (2E,6E)-farnesyl diphosphate synthase activity. The record is from RefSeq and is a predicted model, not a curated record. Gene Ontology annotation, biological process: trans, trans-farnesyl diphosphate biosynthetic process. Gene Ontology annotation, cellular component: cytoplasm. Bases 167 to 1351 code for a protein of 394 amino acids. The transcript is spliced from 12 exons.